This is a messenger RNA of Myotis daubentonii (Daubenton's bat), 1842 nucleotides long. It is a transcript of the gene KRT35, whose product is annotated as keratin 35. The record is from RefSeq and is a predicted model, not a curated record. Gene Ontology annotation, biological process: intermediate filament organization; epithelial cell differentiation. Gene Ontology annotation, cellular component: cytoskeleton. Lineage: Eukaryota; Metazoa; Chordata; Mammalia; Chiroptera; Vespertilionidae. Gene Ontology annotation, molecular function: structural molecule activity.
GAGGAGAAGACACUUUGUAAAGGCCAACGCCCACGGGGGCUGAGAUAUAAACCCGGGCGAGGAGCUGCGCCCGUGCAUCGGGGGUGCCCAGCCUUGCAGCUCUGUCGCUUGUGUCCCGGUGCGGAGGCCAUGGCUUCCAAAUGCCUCAAGGCCAGCUUCUCCUCGGGGUCCCUCAAGGGCCUGGGAGGGGCCCACGGGGGCUCGCCCCGCGUGUCCACCGUCUACUCCAGCAGCUCCUGCAAGCUCCCCAGCCUCUCCCGUGGGGCCCGGAGUUUCUCCACCUGCUCGGUCGGGCUGGGCAGGAGCAGCUGCAGGGCCGCCAGCUGCCUCCCCGCUCUCUGCCUCCCGUCCGGAGGCUUUGCCACCAGCUACAGCGUGGGCGCGGGCUGGUUCGGGGAGGGCAUCCUGACGGGCAGCGAGAAGGAGACCAUGCAGUUCCUGAACGACCGCCUGGCCAGCUACCUGGAGAAGGUGCGGCAGCUGGAGCAGGAGAACGCCAGCCUGGAGAGCCGCAUCCGCGAGUGGUGCGAGCAGCAGGUGCCCUACCUGUGCCCCGACUACCAGUCCCACUUCCGGACCAUCGAGGAGCUCCAGAAGAAGACCCUGUGCACCAAGGCAGAGAACGCCCAGUUGGUAGUGCAGAUCGACAAUGCCAAGCUGGCCGCAGAUGAUUUCAGGACCAAGUAUGAGAUGGAGGUGUCCAUGAGGCAGCUGGUGGAGUCGGACAUGAAUGGCCUGCGCAGGAUCCUGGAUGAUCUGACCCUGUGCAAGGCUGACCUAGAGGCCCAGGUGGAGUCCCUGAAGGAGGAGCUGCUCUGCCUGAAGAAGAACCAUGAGGAGGAAGUAAACUCACUGCGCUGCCAGCUUGGUGACCGGCUCAAUGUCGAGGUGGACGCUGCCCCGCCUGUGGACCUGAAUCGCGUUCUGGAUGAGAUGAGGUGCCAGUACGAGACCCUGGUGGAGAAUAACCGCCGGGAUGCUGAAGACUGGUUCAACACCCAGACCGAGGAGCUGAACCAGCAGGUGGUGUCCAGCUCGGAGCAGCUGCAGACCUUCCAGGCAGAGAUCAUUGAGCUGAGACGCACGGUCAACGCCCUGGAGAUCGAGCUGCAGGCCCAGCAGAGCAUGAGAGAUGCUUUGGAAUCCACCCUGGCGGAGACGGAGGCCCGCUACAGCUCGCAGCUGGCCCAGAUGCAGUGCCUGAUCGGCAACGUGGAGUCCCAGCUGGCCGAGAUCAGGGGUGACCUGGAGCGGCAGAACCAGGAGUACCAGGUGCUGCUGGACGUCCGGGCCCGGCUGGAGGGUGAGAUCAACACGUACCGGGGCCUGCUGGAGAGCGAGGACUGCAAGCUGCCCUGUAACCCAUGUGCCCCGGAACCCUCGGCCUCCAAGUCAUGCCUCCCUUGUCUUCCCGUGGCCUCCUGUGGUCCUGGCACAGCCCGCACGACCUGCAGCCCCCGCCCCAUUUGUGUGCCCUGCCCGGGAGGCCGGUUCUGAGAGUGCCUAGGUCCAGAAAGCCAAGGCCACUGUCUCCAGGGCUUGGAGUUGGCCUCUAGUUAGCCCUAACCCUAAAGCCCCAGUCCCUUCUCAUGCAGAGCCCAGGGCCUGGUUCUGGAGACCUCACCGCAAAUACACGCCAUAAAGUUUCUCAAAGCCUGUCCCUAAGGCUGGCUGCUCCAGAAGGCCGCAACUCCUCGUCAUUUCAAUGGGUGCCAGGGUCUCUGUUCUCGGGCUGCCUCUUGGGUCAGCAUUUCCUUCUGGGUGCUGCUCCGGUGGGUCCUGAAAUGCAACAGAGGGAUUCAGAACAAUAAAGUGCGUUUGCUCUGGCUCUCGAUGCCUAAG